This is a messenger RNA of Clonostachys byssicola, 1974 nucleotides long. The record is from the annotation of a GenBank genome assembly. NCBI's taxonomy places the organism in Eukaryota, Fungi, Ascomycota, Sordariomycetes, Hypocreales, Bionectriaceae.
AUGCGAACUAAGGCUCCCCACCGCAAGUCUCGAAAUGGCUGUCUUCGGUGUAAAGCUAGAAGGGUCAAAUGUGAUCAGAGAGCUCCGGCUUGCUCUCGUUGUGUAGAUCGUGGUCUACAAUGCCCAGGUUACUCGCUCAACAUUCGUUGGGAUCCAAGAAACCAACUUCAGACGCCGUCAUCCAGUACUGCAGAUAGAGCCCGGGCCGGUCCCACGCAGACCGUCGACCCAUUCAGCGACAUUGAUUUCUUCCAGCCAAGUGUGGAUCACCGGGGUGAUGUCCUCCCUGCCAUUGAUCCUUGGAAUCCGGAACCAGCUUCCAUCUCAGACUGGUCCUUAUCCUUGGGAGAGUUGCUCCCAUCGACCCCAGCCCCGGUUGGGUUUGCACCAUUGAUGCCGGUGGUCCCUUCAUACUUUCCCCCGGCACUUAUGGAAGAGUCAACCAUGUCUACCGAUGAGUCGGCGCUAUUCCCACCCAACUUGAUAAAUCCGCUUCUGGACUUCCCAACACACCAACAGAUAGGCCUGCUUCCCGAUGACUCGGGAACCAACCAUCCUGUUGAAACUCCAGGUCGGGUUAGGGACACAUGGGACAGGUGGAGUUUCACUUAUCCUCAGUCAGGCUCCGGGACACAAAACUCCGACUCCCAAAAGUUGGGAGUUAUCACUACAAUUUCGCAUUCACCGGAAAUCACUCAUCUUCCUACUGUUUUAUCGGAUUACUUCUUCAAGGAAGUCAUCAAACUUUACUCAGUUUGGGAUAAUCACUCCAACCAACUAAGGAUUCUUGCAGGAUGCUUUUGGCAAUCAUCAGGGGUUCUCUACCAUACCAUGCAGAGUAUGGCAGCUGCGUUGUUGACAAAGAGUUUCCCAAACCUCCGCGCUGUCGCUAUUGGCGAGCGUCAAAUGGGCCUGGAAUGUCUCCGGAGUGGCAACGAUACAGACGAAGACAGACUGAUAGGGUCCAUCCUGCUUGGCCAUACAGCAAGUUGGAUCAAACCACACGAAUUAUCACAUGAAAACUUUGAGAACUCUCUCGAGAUGCUACACGCAUGGGCUUCCAAGACGCAUGAUCAUUCUCGUCUAUCGUUUUUCGGAGGGGCGGUUGACUACUGGGCGAUGCUUUUGUCCUUCGUAUCUGAACCAAGAAAGAACCAUAAUUUCCUUCGACACUCUGUUGUGGAAGCUGGCCCUCCCAGAGUAGACGGAUUGAUAAAUCCACACCCUUUCAUUGGCACGUCGGGGAGCAUUGUACAAGUUCUUACAGAGCUAGGCACCCUCAUUUUCAAGUAUCGGAAGCGAGUGUCAGAGAUUGACUUCAUUUCCGAGAACGAUCUUGAAUCAUUGCGCAAAUCAAUACAGGAUGCUCGUCAGCUGGAACGUCGGCUGCUGGCCUUCAGACCACUGCUUCCUAAAAGUGUUCAGGAUCCUGGUGAUCAAACAACCUCGCCUGUUCACUUUGUGAGGAUUGACGAAGGCCUUCGCUGCACAGGUUUGCUGCAAAUCUAUCGAGUGUUUCCAGACCUUCUCAAUGAUAGAUAUCAGCCUUGGGACUCAGCUGCCCUCCUCCAACCUCGCCCCGCUCUCAAGACUCCGUCUCGAGAAGAGCGGAAUACCUGGCUUACAAUGCUAGCGCUUCAUAUCCUGAAUAUCAACCGGGAGAUUCCCUUCGAGUCCCGGACAAGGUGCAUGCAGCCCUUUAUGUUUGUGGCUGCGUCUUGCGAGCUUCGCAUAGACUUUGAUGCAGCAAACGAGACCAGCGGCAUGGAUGGCAACUGCAUCUUGGUCCAAAUAUCCCAGGCCCGCGACUUUGUGCGUUCUAGAAUGGUGGCGUACCUUCAGGUCUUCCCUCUCCAAAAAGUGGAAAAGAUGUUCCAGUUAAUCCAAAGCAUUUGGUCGGAAAUUGAUGAUGGGAGGGAGGUCUUCUGGCUGGAUGUGUGUAAGAAGCUCAAGUUGGGCACACUGAUGGGAUGA